This is a messenger RNA of Phaethon lepturus (White-tailed tropicbird), 531 nucleotides long. RefSeq names its product CAAX prenyl protease 1 homolog. Gene Ontology annotation, cellular component: endoplasmic reticulum membrane. Gene Ontology annotation, biological process: CAAX-box protein processing. The record is from RefSeq and is a predicted model, not a curated record. NCBI's taxonomy places the organism in Eukaryota, Metazoa, Chordata, Aves, Phaethontiformes, Phaethontidae. Gene Ontology annotation, molecular function: metalloendopeptidase activity. The annotation marks the transcript as partial. The transcript has 5 exons.
AUGGUGGGAACACUCACCGCCACGUCAAGACGGGUAUAUAGAACCACAACACAUGUACCACAGGAAUUAGGACAGAUCAUGGAUUCAGAAACAUUUGAAAAAUCUCGUCUGUAUCAGCUGGACAAAAGUACUUUCAGCUUUUGGUCAGGCCUGUAUUCCGAGGUUGAGGGCACUAUGAUUCUCCUCUGUGGAGGAAUUCCUUUUCUCUGGAAUCUGUCUGGCCAGAUCUCUGGUCGUGCUGGGUUUGGACCAGAAUAUGAGAUUGUUCAGUCAUUGGUAUUUCUGCUGCUUGCAACACUCUUCAGUGCAGUGACUGGUCUCCCGUGGAGUUUAUAUAACACAUUUGUCAUAGAAGAGAAACAUGGCUUCAAUCAACAGACGCUGGGAUUUUUUUUUAAGGAUGCUGUCAAGAAGUUUAUCGUGACUCAGUGCAUUCUGUUGCCAGUGACAUCCCUUCUGCUUUACAUUAUUAAAAUAGGGGGAGACUACUUCUUCAUCUAUGCCUGGCUCUUCACAUUAGUUGUUUCCUUG